ACCGUCGGCGCUGCAGACGACGACGCUGUCUUCCUUUGGCGGCCGCUAGCCGCGCAUGCUGCAAUUGGUGGCUGUGGUGAGGAGCUGCGCCACAUCAAGCUGCGUGCCCCGAUGCUGCGAUGGAACUUUGGCGGUGCAAUCCAGUGCUACAAUGGAGCUUUCCCGGGGCUCACGAGUGCUGCGAUGGAGCUUUGCCAGGGCAGUCCAGUGCUGCAAUGGAGCUUCGCCGGGGCCGCCGGUGUUGCUAUGGAGCUCCAUCGAGGCCGUCUAGUGCUGCAAUGGAGCUUUGCCGGUGAGCCACUAGUGCUCUGCGUUUUGAUUUUCGGCCGAAAAAAAUGAUUUUCGGCCGAAUUUCGGCCGUCUCGCUAGGGCCCGAUAUAUGGGCCUAUCGGCCGAAUAAUUCGGCCCAGUUUGAAUUUUUUUUGCCCGGCCCAGCUUCGAGAGCCUUCUAGUUAGCUUCCGCUGAGACAAAACCACGAAACCCAAACGGCCUAACCCUAGAAUCACUCGUUCCCUGUCCCUCUUCCUGUGUGCGGCGCCGCCGCCGCGCACAGGCCACAUCUCCUCGCCCUCCUCCACAUCUCCGGCCAAGGCGCUCGCUUCUCUGGCCGUCCUCCACAUCUCCUCGCCUCCACCCCAUCCACUUCCUGUCCUUUGCUUCUCCAAGACUGCAGCAUGGUGCUUGGCGGCUGCGGCAACGGAGCUGAUGGAGCGCAAGCCGACCAGUUCAACGGAGGCAGUAGCACGGAGCAGCGGCAGCAGCAUGGAGGGCGUCCGCUUGACUGGGAAGGUAAUGGAACUGCAAAUAGGAAUGGCAGCGGCAACCAUGAUGCAAGUGCAAGUGGUUCUCAAAGCUCUUGGAAAGGAAUUAAAGAUAAUAACUUAUAUGAUCCUUGGAACCAUACAUGGCCGUAUUCUGGGGGUUUUCAUUGUAUGUACUGUGGCCUAAAGCACAAAGGUGGAGGUGCAACCCGUGCCAAGGAGCACCUUGGUUGGAUUGUAGGUAACGUGAGGAGCUGCCCAAAUGUGCCAAGAAAUGUGAGAGAUGCAAUGAGAGAGUGCCGGGAUGAAUCGAAGAGGAAGAAAAGAGAGAAACAAAAUAGCAAUGGAGUGGCUGAAUGAGGAUGAAGAGGAUCCAAUUUUGGAUGGAGCCGAUGCGGCCAGUGCUGUUUUUGAGAAAAUAAGGCGCCUCAACUCAGGCAGGAAGGAUUCUUAUGUUGGUACAAAGGCUAAUAAGAAGAAAAGAAAGAGGAAUCAUGAUGAGGAGAAUGAGUAUGUCGAAACUGACAGUGAGGAUGACGACAACGAGAAUGAAUAUGUUGAUAAUGAGAGUGAGGAUGAUGAUGGGGUGAGUGAGGAUGAUGAGGAUGAUCAACAAGAUCAACAAGAAACACAAAUGCAAGUGGAAGAAGAGACACAAGUACAAGUUGAAAAGGAGACACAAGCAAGCAUUGGCAAUUUGGAGACUCGUAGAUCUGGACGACUUGUUAGGAAGAAGACCAAGGAAGUCAACAGCCUCUACUCGUAGAUUUGCUGGAGCUUGGAGCAUGAUGCUAGUUGGAGGCUUGGAGCAUGGAAGCUGGAGCUUUUUCAAUGGAACAAGACCUCCCCGUCCAUGCUUUCAUGGAUUUCUUUUGGAGUUGUUGUUCGUUGUGAUGCUUUGAUGGUUGUCUUUUGGAGCUGUUUCUAUGUGAAAUCCUUUAAAUUCCUAGAGUUGGUUGUACUGAAGUAUUUAAACUUUGAACUAUGAUGUGAUGGUUGUGGACUGUAAGUUUAGAACUAAUGUGCGUGAGGGUCAUAUUGGACUGACGCUCUUAUAUU
Molecule: messenger RNA, 1821 nt
Organism: Triticum dicoccoides
Lineage: Eukaryota; Viridiplantae; Streptophyta; Magnoliopsida; Poales; Poaceae
Exons: 4
Coding region: 676-1122 (148 amino acids)
Source: RefSeq, a predicted model, not a curated record